This is a messenger RNA of Penicillium antarcticum, 858 nucleotides long. Its product is annotated as rRNA-processing protein UTP11. The transcript has 2 exons. Gene Ontology annotation, biological process: rRNA processing. The record is from RefSeq and is a predicted model, not a curated record. The coding region runs from base 1 to 858 and encodes 285 amino acids. Gene Ontology annotation, cellular component: nucleolus; small-subunit processome. NCBI's taxonomy places the organism in Eukaryota, Fungi, Ascomycota, Eurotiomycetes, Eurotiales, Aspergillaceae.
AUGUCGAGCAUGCGUAACGCCGUCCAACGGCGGAACCACAAAGAGCGUGGCCAGGUCUCAGGCCGGGAGAAAUGGGGUCUUCUCGAAAAGCACAAGGAUUACUCGCUUCGCGCAAAAGACUACAACGCCAAGAAGGCUAAGCUGAAGCGCCUUGAAGAGAAGGCGCGCGAUCGCAAUGUCGACGAGUUCAAUUUCGGUAUGAUGGGAGGCAAGAACCGGACCCAGGGCAAGCACGGAGGUGGAGUAGGCACUGCUCGCGACUCUGCCGCAGCACAAGGACUCAGUCACGAUGCGAUUAAGCUUCUGAAGACACAAGAUAAGGGAUAUCUCCGGACGGUUGGAGAGCGAGUGCGCCGUGAGAUCGAGCGCCUCGAGCGGGAAGUCGAGUUGCAAGAAGGAAUGGACGAGUCACUGGGCAAGAAAAAAGAUGAUGAGAGCCUGGACGAAGAUGAAUUCGAUGACGAUGACUUCAAUUUUGGAGCUCCUCCGUCUCAAUCCAAGCCACGCAAGACUGUGUUUGCCGACGAUCGAAAGGACCAGUUGGCUAUGAAGAAGCGGAGACUACAAAAAGACGAAUCUGAGUCAGAGAAAGAAGAGCAAACAACAACCAAGGGCCGCAAGACUCCGAAGCAACUCGAGGCUGAGCGACAAGCACUUGUGGAAGCUCGACGGGCUCGCAAGCUUCGCAAACGUGCCACAGAGGCCCGUCAGAACAAGCUGACCGCACUCCAUAAGCAAUUUGCAGAGAUUCAGACUGCAGAGAAAGAACUCGACUGGCAGCGAGCUAAGAUGGAGAAUUCAGUUGGAGGCACAAACAAGGACGGCCUCAAGUGGAAGAUCCGUGAGCGGAAGCGCUGA